Molecule: messenger RNA, 4527 nt
Organism: Zea mays
Lineage: Eukaryota; Viridiplantae; Streptophyta; Magnoliopsida; Poales; Poaceae
Exons: 11
Coding region: 424-2118 (564 amino acids)
Biological process (GO): transcription by RNA polymerase I; nucleosome assembly
Cellular component (GO): nucleolus
Molecular function (GO): histone binding; DNA binding
Source: RefSeq, a predicted model, not a curated record
CUCCCUGGGCCCUGGCCCCUGUGCUCCCCUUGCCACCGAACGAGAGCCAAAAGCCUCCCGCCCCACGACGCGCCCGCCCCGGCGGCGACGCCCCGGAGGACGUUUCCCGCAGCGACCGGCGACCAAGCCUUGAUUGCCUCCGCCCCAUGGCUACCCGGGCGCGGGCGUAGCCGCCGCCUCGGCCGCAGCAGGCUCGGUCCGCCCCCCUCGGCGAUUUCUGUUCCAGUCGCAUCGCGCGACAGCUCGUCGUCCGAUUCGGAUCCCCGCCACCGCGGCGGAACGAGGCGUCUCCGGUCCCCGAGGGUAUUCGGGGAAUUUGAGACUGAUAAGUCGGGAUCCUGUCGAUAAUGCGGGGCUACGUGUACGAGACCAAUGUUGCUGUGGACAGACCGCAGAAGGGAAGGGAGCCUGCGCUAGUUGCUAAUGACGGAGAGCGAGGGUUACCACCAGGAAGUGGAAGAUGAGUACGGAGAUGAGUACUAUGAUCAAGAUGAGUAUGAGGAGGAAGGUUCGGGUGCUGGGGAUGGGUAUGCUGAGGAGGAAGAGCCUACAGAGGGACAAAAGGAGAUCCUUGAAUUGAGAGAAAGAUUAAAAGAGCAGAUUAGGCGAAAGGCAAAGGCUGCUGCUGCCUGCACAGCUGGUCGAUCAUCUUCUUCACAAAUACCUCAAGCCAGGGACAAAUUUGGCUCUUUUUUUGGGCCAUCCAAGCCGGUGAUUUCUCGUCGAGUGAUAGAAGAAAGAAAAUCAUUGAAAGAACUGCAUAGCACGGUUGCAAGGGAGCCAAGGCCUUCUGGAGUACAUAAGGAUAUUCCAUCGUCCUCUAAAGUGCAAAGUAGAGUAAAUGGACAUCAGCAUAAACAAAAGAUUGUUAAUCAGGUAAAGAAGAAGGCUGAGGCACUUAAGGAUAACCGGGAUUAUUCAUUUCUACUCUCGGAUGAUGCUGACCUGUCAUCCUCUCCAAAGGAGAAACCUGCUGCUAGAUCUUCCUUGACUCAAAGGGCUGAUCGUGAGGUGACACAAUCAACAGUAAAGAGGAAGGCACCAACAAGUCAACCUGCACGCUUGUCAAAUGGAUAUGGACCUAAGAACACAAUGUCAACUCAAAGGCAUGCUGAAGGUAAGGUAAAUUCCAUGAGAAGGGAGGAUUUCUCGAAUACAGAAAGGGUUGUUUCACGUGACAAUGAGAGGAUGUAUGAAAGGGUUGUUUCACGUGACAAUGAGAGGAUGCAUAGUAUUGCAAGAAAUGGAUCCAACCAGGCAAGUACUAGCAAAACCACAAUCCAAAAGCAUCCAAGCAGGGGUCCCAUUGCUAAUAAGCAACCGUCCAAGGAUUCGAAUGAUGCAACUCUGAGGAAGAGCAGUGUAGCCUCAAAGCACCAUCCCUUAGAGAUUGACAGACCAAAAUCCUCGCAAAGUCAGAGGAUGCAGUCAGCUGGUCAGAGACCACAGCAUUCUUCCCAUGGUCAGACGCCACAUCAAUCCAUGCAGCAUAGGACGCAGCAGUCAUUGCAGAGUCGGAGGCCACAACAAAUGACACAGGGUCAGAAGCCACAACAGUCUUUGCAGAGUCAAAGGACUCAACAGUCCUUGCAGAAUCGAAGGCCACAGCAGUCCUCACAUAUUCAGAAAUCGCAAUCCUCACAAGCACACAGACCACAGUCAUUAAGUAACAGGUCUCAGGCUUUACAAGGACAAAGGCCUCUUUCUUCACAGGGUCAAUAUCCGGAGCAAAGAAGAGUACAUGCAAGUGACAGAGUCAAACAAGCUGAAAGGCAGAUUCGGCCUCCUUCCAAGUCCAUGCCAUCACGGCCAGUCUCUUCCAAUGGAAUUCGUGAUGAUCAUGCAAAAAGGAAGCAAGUGGCAAAAAGAAGAUUUGAUGAAGAUGAUGAAGACCCCUUAGCAAUGAUCAGAAAUAUGUUUGGGUAUGAUCCUAGUAGAUAUGCAGGCAGAGAUGAAGAUGUCAGUGACAUGGAAGCCGAUUUUGCUACUAUAGAAAUGGAAGAGAAAAGGAGCGCGAGGAUUGCUAGGCAGGAGGAUGAAGAACAACUUCGCUUGAUUGAGGAAGAAGAGAGACGCGAGCAGGAGAGAAAGAGGCGAAAGAUGGCACGAGGCCGAUAGUCGAAUACACUCCUAUUUGGAUGUUAUAAUAUACUACCUUCGUUCUCGAAUAUUUGUCGUCCGCUGGUUCAUUUUUGAACUAAACCGUGACAAAUAAAAAAGAACGCAGGAGUAUCUGGCAGGCCUGAUUGCCUGAAUACGAAGCCCCAUGGCGGAUCAGACAGGCACUUCUCUUGCAGUCCUGUUUACCCUUACCACGAUGAUUAUCUGGAGGCAAAUCAAGGGAAAACGACAGGUGACCAACACUGGGCACGUGUAACAGCAGACUGUAGUUGUAGUGGUUUAGUUCUCGAAGCUGACAUGGACUAUAUUUAAGUUCUCGUCAGAUUGUUUGGAUAGCAGAAGGUUUCCAUUGUUGCAGCGCCUCACCAGAUUGUUUCUUCAUAUGAUAUACUGAUUCUUUCAGUCAAGCCUAUAUAAGGAUGCGUAAUACAAGUGCCCCUCUUGUAUAUCUUUUUCGGGUGUAAUAGUGUUGUAAUAAACGAUGUUCGAAUUUUCGGAUAUGAUUUUGAGCUUUGUCAGGCGAUCACUGCACCACGGUCCACAGAGAUGCGCUUCUGGCCGGGAGCCAAUCGAAGGAAGCGGGAAAGGGGAUGCUGCACCUUUCGUAGACAACAUUAUUAUUUUGCAGGUUUUGGCUGCUGAUUGGCCGCUAUGAAAAAUUGAAGACAGACCUAGGAUGGCAGUCGUGUCGAUAUGCCACUAGAGCAAGUCUCUUAUUAAAACCCCAUGGAGUUUGGCGUCUCCCUGCGAUCCACGGCAUCCUCGCCCACCUCCUGCCGACGUGUGUUCCCGGAUCCGAAUCCUUCAUCAAAUUUAGUUGUGAACGCGGGUCGCCUCUGAUCUGAUCUGGCCGCCAAAGCCGUGCCCGAGCCCCUCUCCUUGACGACGAGUUCUCCACCCAUCUCUCUUCUUCCUCCCUCUCGUCGCUCUCUCCUUCGCCUUUGCGUCAGUUCGUCGUCAUCUUGAUUGAAGAUUUAUGUUUAUAGCCUACAAGUGAAUUUAAUUGAUGAUUUCUAAUUCUUCACAGCUGCCCCAGUCGGUGAGGCGAGGAGCGUGGAAUAUCGCGAUGCUCGAUUCAAGCUGCAACAAACUCCCUCACUCGACAGUACCUCCCGCUGCUCCUCUAGCCAUUUCUUGCUGCUGCUACUACCUAAGCUAACAUAGCCUUGAUGCUGCUAGCGCAUGACCUACGCUCACUAUAAAUAAGAAUGCAAUAAGAAUAAGAUUUUUUUUCAACACAAAAGUUCUCUUAAACAAGAUAAAGAAACAUAUCUAUUUCAUAGAUAGAUUUACAAUAUGUUCCCUAUGCUAAGUUGUUAACUGGGUUCAUAUCUAUUGUGAAAGUGCUGACCACGAACAAUACAUGCCUCAAGAUACAUUGGUCAACACAGUUUCUUAUGUCUAAGAAGGCAGGCGCCUAUUUUUCGUACCUUUUAUAUGCAGGAGUAUGAAGCAACAGUGGCAGCACUUUCACAAAUGGAGAAGAGAGAUGUAAUGGCAAAAACAAUGCUGGAAGCUACAAAGCAAUACCAGGCUGGACAGGUUAAAGACAACCAAUCUUUCGCUUCAAGUUAUUCUUUUGGCUACAUUUUACUUCCACUUUCCAAGCAUCUAGAUCACUUACGAGAUAUUAUUCGAAGUCUAUUACUUCAACCGCGGCAUGACUACUUUUCAUGUGUCCCACUAACUAUUCCUUGAGUUGGUUUCUUUUCCUCUCCAAUUAUUUUUUCAUGUGCCCUGUUAACAUUUUCUCGGUAUUCCUACUUUUAAUUUAAUAAGAUUGAAAUCUAAUUUGAUACUACAAUACUUCAUUUACUUGUAACCUUCUGUAAUUCAGUUCACCUCGUGCAGACCAUGUUCUUGGGAAGAUAAAUCAAGAACCAAACCAAGAUACGUCAACAAGAGAAUCAACCUGCUUUCUAGGGGACUUGGAUGGCUUGACAAGAGCAAGUCAUGCCCCUAAAGUCAAAAGUUUACCAAAAAUAACUAUCUGGGUUCAUGACUUCUGGUACCAGGCCCUACAUGUCAUUAUCAGAGCCCUUGUUUCUUACUAGCCUAAUUGAUCUAGAAAGAUCAUACAAAGUUGAGUUACAGUGGAGUCACUAUAUAUGAAUUUUUUUAGCAGGGAAUGCAGGAUUCUGCUGAAACAUCUUGAGGCUAAACUCAUCUAGAGUCCAAGAUGAAGUCAUAGCUCCCAACAAGAUCUAGAUUUUUCAUUAAUGCUUGGAUUGCCUGAUCACGACAACAAUGUGUUGAAAUCAACUUAUAUGUUUUAUAGGGAGAUUGAGAUUCAGCUGGUAUUUUCCAUGAAGUUUUGUAGGAAGUGUAUCUUGUACCAUAUUGAGUUUAGCUGUCAGAUAAAGUUUUGUUGACGGCAAUGCAACACCACUUAAUUGGGGAUUGAAG